UCAUUUGUCUACUCCCUUUGUUCAAGCUCUUUCAAAAGCUUUUGUUUUCCAGCUCUUCUUCUCACUCUUUCCCACUCUUUCCCACUCUUUCUAUCUUCUUCUUGGUGGAAAAAAACAUCGGAAGAAGAAGAAAUCCAAAGCCCAAAACCCUAAUGCGGAGCCAUAAACCAUUCUCUUUUUGUUGCCGAGCUUAGCUCACCAUUUUUGCUCUGUAAAACCCUGAAAGGGCUACAGAUGCCCUAUCCAAUAACCAACGCAAAAACCCUAUUUUUUUUCGUACUUAGCACUCUUCCGUUGUUCUGUUUCUCCCUUCUGUAGAACUAGGAAGAACAUUAAGCUCAAACCCCCAAAAUGUUUAACCAAAGCACACUGUCUGGGCUCUUCGUUCUCUUCUUCUUGGUCUUGAGCAAUGUGGACGUCGUGAGAUCCAAAUCCACCAUCGAGCCAUGCUCGAACUCCGACUCAUGCAACGCCAUGGUGGGUUACACGCUCUACACCGACCUUAAGGUCUCGGAAGUGGCGACCCUAUUCCAAGUCGACCCCAUUGCUAUUCUCACCGCCAACGCCAUUGACAUUUCGUAUCCGGAUGUUGAGAAUCACAUCCUUCCCUCCCAGCUCUUCCUCAAAAUCCCCAUUUACUGCUCCUGCGUCGACGGAAUCAGAAAAUCAGUCACCACACGGUACAAGACUCGCCCCUCCGAUACUCUCUCAUCGAUUGCCGAUUCGAUUUACGCGGGUCUUGUGUCCGCGGAUCAGCUCAGGGAGGCGAAUUCGAUAUCGGAUCCUUCGGUUCUGGAUGUGGGGCAGACCCUUGUGGUUCCGCUUCCUUGUACUUGCUUCAAUGGGACUGAUAAUUUGUUGCCGGCCACUUAUUUAUCGUAUGUGGUGAAAGUUGAUGACACAUUGACAGGCAUUGCUUCCAGGUAUUCGACUACUAUUUCUGAUCUAAUGACUGUGAAUGCAAUGGGGAGUCCAGCAAUUAAGGCUGGUGAUAUACUUGCUGUUCCUUUGCCAGCUUGUGCAUCUAAUUUUCCAAAAUAUGCUUCGGACUAUGGGCUAGCUGUGCCAAAUGGGAGUUAUGCUAUCACUGCAAGUCACUGUGUACAAUGCAGUUGCGGGCCAGGAAGUCUCAAUUUAUACUGCAUGCCAGCAUCUUUGGCAGUCUCUUGUUCAAGUAUGCAAUGCAGGAAUACUAACCUUAUGCUCGGGAAUGUUACAAUGCAAAAGAGUAGUGCUGGCUGCAAUGUUACAUCUUGUAGCUAUGGUGGUUUUGUCAAUGGCACCAUUAUUGCUACGCUGACCACAUCCCUUCAACCUCGAUGUCCAGGGAUCCAGCAAUUUCCUCCACUUAUAGCACCACCAUCUUCAGUAAUCAGGGAUUCAUUCUAUGCCCCAUCACCUUCUCCAUCUCAGUCAGAUGGUGCUGGAACAACAAUUCCUAGUCCUUCGGUGGUGCCUUCAACAGGGUCAAUUCCAGGUUUUGCUCCCGCCAAUGGCCCAACUGGAAGUGCCUCUGAUGCUAGCUCUUUGGUGAACCCAUUAGCCAGUUUCCCUGUUGUGAUUGCCUUAUGUUUGUUUUUCAAGUUAAUGGUCUCGUCCUUUUUAUAAUUUUGCUUGUCAAAUGUGUGCCUAGUCGAUGGGAUUUUGUUCUGCAUGGUUUCUGCCUUUCUGUCAGGUUCCCCCUUGUUGUGUUCGACUUCUUUUAUUUAUUCUCAUCAGUAGAUUGAUUUGUGGAUGCGGGAAGCCAGAGAAUUUUAUUCUGCUUAGCAUUUUGUUCCACUCAUUUGCCUUACCUAGCUACUCUGUACUCUGCGACAUAGGCGGUUCCCCUCACUGUAUUUUAUCAUUGUGAACAUCAUCCAGAGCUUUAAGAAACUGCUUGAGUGACUGCUUUGCUUUUUGUAACUUAUGGUCAUUUUUAGUCUCUUUAAAUUUUA
This is a messenger RNA of Vitis riparia (riverbank grape), 1937 nucleotides long. RefSeq names its product lysM domain-containing GPI-anchored protein 1-like. Bases 352 to 1608 code for a protein of 418 amino acids. Lineage: Eukaryota; Viridiplantae; Streptophyta; Magnoliopsida; Vitales; Vitaceae. The record is from RefSeq and is a predicted model, not a curated record. The transcript has 5 exons.